Messenger RNA from Trypanosoma conorhini, 2331 nucleotides. Its product is annotated as calpain-like protein. The transcript has a single exon. Bases 1 to 2331 code for a protein of 776 amino acids. NCBI's taxonomy places the organism in Eukaryota, Euglenozoa, Kinetoplastea, Trypanosomatida, Trypanosomatidae. Gene Ontology annotation, molecular function: calcium-dependent cysteine-type endopeptidase activity. Gene Ontology annotation, biological process: proteolysis. The record is from RefSeq and is a predicted model, not a curated record.
AUGAGCCUGAGCGUCGCGAUGGACAGCUCGUACCUCAUGCCGUUUCCCACCGACCUGCAGCCGAUGGAGGAGGACGAGCUGCGUGCCGUGGCCGUGGCGACCCCGCUGCCCGACCUCCUCCCGAGAAGCUUCGACGAAAUUCAACGCAUGCGACGCAUGCGGAAGGACGCGGAGAGCGGGAAGAAGUACGUGCCGCCCCGUCACGACUUGCCGCCGCCGUACGUCAACGACGACGAGUGCGACGAGUUUGAGGACGCGACGAUCAGCACGGCGCUGGAGAACUUGUCGUGGCUGACGCCGAGCCAAAAGUACCACCUGAAGGGCCCUGGCGUGGAGGGGGACGUGUCGUCCAUGUUCGACAACGGCAUGCUGUACAAAAUCAUCGUCGACGACGGCUCAUGGUACCUCUACAACGACACUGAAAAGUACGAAAUGCAUGUGCGGUUCCGCUUUGGCGCCAAGUCGGAGUUGCAGCCCGGCGAGCGCGUGGACAUCUUCGUGAAGAGCAACAAGGAGCUCGAGGCCUGCCUCAUCGUCUACCCGCAGGAGACGCUGAGGCUUAUCUCGGGCAAAGUGAACGGGUUCAAGUGCAUGGCGAAGGCCGUGCCACUGAGUGACGAAAAGCGAGCGGAGCUCUUCUCAGAUGCGAACAACGAGGCACUGGGGACAUUGUCUCGUAUGGCAAAUGAGCUGAACGUUGACGGCGUGAACGCGUUGGAGGAGGGAGAAGUCCUUCAGCACUGCAUUGCGCAUGAGGUGCCGUACGUUGACUGCGGCUUCCCCCCAUGUAACGACUCCCUGUACCGCCAGGAUGUCGACAAGUACAAGGUGCGCCUCCUGCCCUGGGUGCGUCCGGACGCGUUUAUUCCAGGCGAGCAGCUCAAGGAGGUGCGCCUCUUUCGUCGCGUCAUUCUUCCCUCACACGUGACACAGGGCGAGAUUGGUGACAGCUACCUAGUGUCCGCCAUGGCCGCCCUCGCCGAGUCCAAGGACAGGGUUCACGACGUCUUUCGCCACCCCGUCAGUGCCGCGCACGGAAAGGCGGAGCGGGCCCUUGGCGCGUACUGGGUGACGCUGAACUACAACGGCUGGUGGUGUCCCGUGCUGAUUGACGACUACUUGCCGGGGUACCGCGGGGGACCGGAGUUUGCGCGGUGCGCGAUUGACUUGCGCCGCAUGUGGGUGGGGCUGCUUGAAAAGGCCUACGCGAAGAUCCACCGCUCCUACUCCAACAUCGCCAGCGGCGACCCCCUUGAGCCGUUGCAGGACUUCACUGGCUUCCCCAUCACCCGCUUUGACCUCCUCUGGGAGGAGGCCUUGAAAGGUGACGAGGUCCUGUUUAAGCGCAUGAUCCUCUACGACAAGAAGGACUUCAUCACGAUGCUCUACACCCCCCGCAACGAUGCCUCGGACGGCCAAUUCGCGAAUGAAUCCACUAGCAAUGCCCCGACGGAUCUGGAGAAUCGCUACAAACAAAUGGGGCUGCAGCUGCAUUGCGGCUACACGGUCCUGCGUGUGCGGUACUUUGAGGACUUUGAUCUCCGCCUGGUGCAGAUGCGCAACGCCUGGGGCACGGGCGAGGAGUGGACGGGCAGCUGGGGAAAAAACGACAAGCGGUGGGAGAAGUACCCAAGCGUCAAGGCCGUCUGCUUCCCUGACGGCGCCAAAGUCACGGAACUCGACCGAACCUUUUGGAUGGAGUGGAGAGACGUCCUGACAACCUUUGUCGGCGGCGGCGUGUGCCACGUGAAGCGCAACUGGUACGACUACCGCAUUCGUGGGGAGUUUAACGACGGCCACCCGACGGUGUGUCUCGAGAUCAACGUUGCGGACCCCGUGGACGCGUACCUUGUCCUCUCCCAGGAGGACGAGCGCGACGGCGACGGGCUGGAGUACGCGGCGAUGCUCAUCAGUGUCACCCGCCACGGUGGCAAGAAUGAGAAGAUGGACUGCACGAGCACCGUGGAUGUGGAGGAGUCCGACCGCCAGCUCAGCUUUAACUUUGCCCGCGACGUCGCGCUGCGCUACACCUUUGAGCCGCAGGGCAACCCGUACUUUGUCUUCCCUCGCAUCCACGACAACUUCAUCUCCCAGCCGUACGUCCUUGGCUUGCUGAUGGACACCUACGCCGGGAACGGGAUCCGGGUGGAGUUCAAGGCCAUUGACCGCGACUGCAAGGUCUUCCAGAACAUGCCCAGUUUUUCGGUGAAGGGCAUGACGAGGGACGUCAGCGCGGAGUAUCAGAUUCGCACCCCGCGGCAGCCGAUGGAGUGCAUGGGGGCGGAACUGAAGGAUGAGCGGCUCAAGGAGUUCGGCAUCUACGAGGCUUAG